UGCGACGCCACUGUCGAAGAGAGCUCAGUGAAUCCGCCCUACCGGGACCGUCCGCUCCGCUGCCCGGAGCCUCGCAGAAUGUAUUCCCCCGGAGUCGCUUCUCACUUCGCACCCGCGGGAGCCAGCGCGUCGCCACUCGUCCGGCUGGCGACAUAAACAAAACAAAACAAAAACAUUUCUUUUUUGCACUUUAAAACAAGUCAGCUGACGGCGGCUCGCUCCAAUACGAGAGAAAUCAGCGGCGUUCUUUUUUUUUAUUAUUAUCAUUAAUACCGAGAACCGCCUGAAUUCUCCGGUUUGCAAAAAAAACCCUCGCUACGGUGGACGAGUCUCAGCGUCCACCAGCUAAACGUGAGCUUCAAUUCGCUGCUUUUACGUCAUUUUUAUCCGUGUUGGUUUAUUUUUGUGUUUGUGUUAUUAGUGGUGCGCCGUGUCCCCCCCACCUCCUCCCCGCCCCCUUUAUAUCGUGACGUUUUACAGAUUCCUUGCGAGUGUCGUUUCCCUGCGUAUUUUUUAUUUUCCCUGCUCAGAGCACAUGCAUUGAGCACCACCGCUGUUUACCUCGGUCUCUGGUCACCAGGCGGCUUAUACCGGCAAAGUCCUGACUUAAAAAAAUACACGAAUCGCGACUGAAUCUCCGAUGCUCCAUCUUUUUUACGGGUAACUUCAGAGAAGACAUCGGAGGAUGCUUUCCUGCGUCUGUUUUUCUGCCAUGCACCGACUCCUCUCCGAAAGCUGCCAGAGCUGUGGUUAACGCGAGCUGAGAGAAGCUAGCGACAGAAGACAGAGAACCAUUUGAUGGAAGAAAAGAAAAAGAAAAGACAAGAAGAAAAGACCAAGAAAGACACCGCUCAGAAAAAGGCUGCUGAUCAGAAACCCAAAGUGCCAGAGCUUGCUCCCACUAAGCCCAGCCCCGGCCCACCCCACCACCUCCACCCUGCCAGCCUCGCGCUGCCCCUCUCCUCUUCCUCCUCUUCUUCUUCUGGCAAUGGCAAGCACACCUCCUCCAGUAGCCAGCUCCCGACUCAGACUCCCCCUCUGCAGCAGUGCCAGUUGUCCUCUGCCAGUGCUCGCUACCCGCCCAGAGAGGUGCCCCCGCGCUUCCGCCAGCAGGAGCACAAGCAGCUACUGAAGAGAGGCCAGCCACUGCCUGCAGGAGCCCUCAGCGCUCUGACCCUCUCCUCCUCUUCCACCUCCUCAUCUUACUUCUUUUCUACGAGUACAAGCAGCACUACCCCAAACUCUGCCACGUCCACUGCGGGCAAACGCCACCCAGACAUAUCCCUCCAGUGUGGCUCUGGUGCCAAGUAUGAGACCUCUCGUUGGGGAGCCUCUUUGCCAGUUGAAAGCCCCACCAGUGCCAACAGCUGGGACAAAGUGAUUAUUGACGAAAGUGACAAAGAAGCUUGGACCUACAUCAGCCACAAUAGUGACCCCAACCACUCUGCAGCACCAGAAUGCCUCUUAGGCUCAGCUAGCUCUAACCUAGACACCAGUGCUAUCAGUAUAUCAAUGAGUAUGGCCACAGGUGCCGCCGGCCAGCAGGCCCACUACACCUCUCUCAAAGCUAACAAUAAUAUGAUGACUGGACCUGGGUCCGCCAACACACUAGCUGGUAAUAGAGGCUGGGGCUCUGAUGUGAAACAAGAAAGUAUGAAUGGUGGUCGAGUAGGAGCACCCAAUAACUGGGGCUCUCCCAAUUUUAACUUGAAUCUUAAUCCCAAUGCCAACCCAUCAGCAUGGCCUGUGCUGGGCCAUGAAGGUGGUGACCCCAAUGGAGUCUCUAACUCUGCAUCUCUCCCACCAGGUAUUAAUGGCAAUGGAAACAUGGGAAAUGGGAGCCUAGGAGGUACUGAUAAUGGUGGGGGAGGUUGGGGUGGCAUGCUAAGUCCCAAUGAAAAUGAUCAGCGCCCUUCAUGCAACACAAGCUUGUCCUUCAAUAUGGACCUUAACACUGAUGGACCAAACCACACUAAGCAACAACAGCAAGUUCAAGAGCCUAUGAGCCCUAUCCACGGCUUAACUGGUUGGGGAGGCCAGUCACCCACCGAAUCAUCCCAGCUCAAUGGGGACACAACAAGCACCUCUUUAUGGGGUGGUGGAGAAACAAAGGCAGCUGACUCUCCAAAGGACUCAGGCUGGGACUCAAAUCCAUCAAGAGGUCAUUCUGCCUGGGGCCGCCAAGGCAGUGGUGGAGGGAGUAGUGGAAGUGGUGGCUGGGGUGACUGGGGGAAAUCUGCUGGGGGUGGAGAUGGAUCUAAAGGCUGGGACUCAGUAGAUGCUGGUAGUUCAGGUUCAGGCCAAGAGCAGCCACUUAGUGCAUGGGGCCAGCAGCCUGGAACAGCACCAGCAAGUGAUGGUAGUGGAGACAGCAGUGAAGGUAGAUCCCAGCAGAGAGACAGGUCCUCCAGCAUGGAGUUUACCCCUGGGCCACCCCGACAAGACCUGGACCCUAGGGUGCUGAGCAACACGGGUUGGGGACAGACCCCCAUUCGACAGCACACUGUAUGGGAGAUGGAGGAAGCCAGUUGUGAUGAUGGCAAGAGCAACAGCAGCUCUGUAGGAGGCUCCAGCUCUAAUGGUGGACCUUCAUCCACCAAUGGAGGUACCAUUAAUCCCAACAUUAAUCCCAACAUUGGCUCUAGUCAGCGGCCUGGGUCUGGAGGAAAAAGUGACAAAGGAGAAUCAUCAUCCUCUGGUUGGGGAGCCCCUCCACCUCAGCCAAUCCAGACUGGAUCAGGAUGGGGAGAACCUCCACAGUCACUUAGCAAAGCCCCAAAUGGCACUACAAAUAACUGGGGAGACCCUAUGCCCACCAAUGGUCAUAAAAGUGGGGGAACACCGUCCUGGGGUUCUGAGGACAAGUCACCAAAUUGGGAAGAUGGCCCUAAGAAAAGCCAGCCUACUAGCUGGGGUGAAGGCCCCAAAAAUAACCAUGGACGGGGAAGGAGUAAUGGUGGUUCCAAUGGCCCUAGCACAGACUGGGGAGAAAAAGAGGUAAAAAACAAUGGUUCUUCCAGCAGCAUGUGGGAAGGAGAAGGUGGUAAUGCCGGAAAUGGUGGAUGGAAGGAUAGUCCCAGAGGAGGAAAUAGAGAAGGAGGCUGGAGCAAGCCUGCUCCUGCUGUGAGUAAUAGCAGCUGGGGGGAGAACCCACGUUCUAAUGGCCCAGUAGAACGUUCUAAUGGCCCAGUGCAGGGAGGCUGGGGAUCAUCCAAGCCCCAGGAAAGCAGCAGCAGCAGCAGUACUGGAAGUGGAGGAGGAGGAGGCGGCAGCAUUGGUUCUUGGGGUGGUCCUGGUUCUGUGAAACAAAACACCUCUACCUGGAGCAAUGUCAGCAAACAGGACCAAGUCAAGGAAACCAGUGGCUGGUUGGAGCCCUCCCCUCCCUCCGUCCGUAGGAAUAUGGAGAUCGAUGAUGGAACAUCGACCUGGGGUGAAUCCACUACCUUCAACAAGUCUGCCAACAUGUGGGAUCGCAACAAUCCCAAUAAUGACCCAGGCAACAGUGGCUCAACUCCCAGUAAGAAUGGUGGAAUGAUUAUGCCCAACAAUAACAUCAACAAUCAUUCUGUCAGCCCUGGGAACAACAAUCACCAUCAUGCUCACCACGUGCACCACCAUCCCCAUCAUGGCCAACCCCCAACUCACCUGCAACACCAUGGAAACAACAAUGGGUCACCCAACAAUGCCGUCUCACAUCCAGGUCCUGGUCCCCAAGGCAGACCCCCGCUCGCCAACCCAGGCUGGGGAGAGCUUCCCAGUGUUCAGCCCAAGUCUGAGCCUGCUUGGGGAGAGCCAGCAGCUCCAACAUCAACCGUGGACAAUGGUACCGCUGCCUGGGGUAAGCCCCAGAGGGGAGUAGGAAUGUGGGGAGAUGGCAGUCAUGAGUCCUCUGGACCCUAUGGCAGGGCCAACGGGCCCCCAGGUUCUACGCCCUGCAAGCCAGGCCCUAAACCUAUGCAAGAGGGCUGGGGAAAUGGAGGAGAGGAGAUGGGCAUGUCUACCAGCCAAUGGGACACUGAGGAUGGGGAAAUGUGGAAUAGCCCCACCUCCCAGGAGAGCAGCUCCUCGUGCAACUCUUGGGGCAAUGGACCCAAGAAAUUCCCAAGCAAGGGGAAGAUGGGCAACAAGCCAGAUGAGGCUUGGAUCAUGAAUCGUCUCAUCAAGCAGCUCACUGACAUGGGCUUUCCGAGAGACCCUGCUGAGGAGGCUUUAAAGAGCAACAACAUGAACCUUGACCAGGCCAUGAGCGCCCUGUUGGAGAAGAAGACAGACCUUGACAAGAGAGGUAUGGGCAUGUCUGACUACAGCAACGGCAUGAACAAGCCCAUGGUCUGUCGGCCCUCAGCACUCUCCAAAGACCCCUCUGACCGCAACAGCUUUCUCGACAAGGAUGGAAUGCUGUCAGACGACGCCUCCCCAUCACCGUUUCUGCCUUCCCCAAGCCUGAAGCUCCCCCUGGCCAAUAGUAGCCUUCCUGGGCAGGGUCUGGGACAGGGCAACCCGGGGCUGGCCAUGCAAAACUUGAACAACAGACAACAGAUACCAAGUGGAAUGUUUGGCAGUAGUGGAGCAGCACAAACCCGGGCCAUGCAGCAGCAGCAGCAGCAGCAGCAGCAGCAGCAGCAGCAGCAGCAGCAGCAGCAGCAGCCUCCUCAGCCACCUGUGCCACCUCUCAGCUCCUCUCAGCCUAGUCUACGUGCUCAAGUGCCUCAGUUUCUCACCCCUCAGGUCCAAGCACAGCUCUUGCAGUUUGCAGCAAAAAACAUAGGUCUGAACCCUGCACUUUUAACCUCACCAAUAAACCCUCAACAAAUGACCCUGUUGUACCAACUUCAGCAACUGCAAAUGGCGUACCAGCGUUUACAAAUCCAGCAGCAGAUGAUGCAGGCGCAGCGCAAUGUUUCCGGGCCCAUUAGACAACAAGAGCAGCAAGUUGCACGUACAAUCACCAACAUGCAGCAGCAGAUCCAGCAGCACCAGCGUCAGCUGUACCAGGCGCUGCUGAUGAAGCAGCAGCAACUUCCCUCUCAUUCCUCCUCCUCUUCCUCCUCCUCUGGUCUGCAUCACCCUGGUGGCCCCACUGGAGGCCAUGGCUCCGGCAAAUCAAGCCUUGACCCCUUCACAGGCUCACACCAGGCUCCAGGCCUCGUUGACACAAUGCACACCAAAGAGCCGCCGUCUUCGCCCAACGCCUACAGCUCCUACUCCCUUUCUGGACUGAAUCCAAACAUGAAUGUAAACUGCAUGGAGGUCGGGGGUCUGUCCCUGAAGGAGCCCCCUCAGCCCCAAUCCCGCCUGUCCCAGUGGACACACUCCAACUCCAUGGACUCUGGCAACUCCUCAAACAUGGAGCACAACCUCAAUAAGCAUGGUGCCAUAUCUGCUGCCUCCAAUCUGGGCCCCCCAGGGAAGCCCCCCCAUCUAGACGACUCCUACAGCCCUUACAAUCUUAUGUCCAGCUCUGACUCCCCCACCAGCCCCCUGGUACCCCCUGACAGUUGGGGCCAGGGCAAGAGCCCCAAUGAAAAGAUCACCAACGGAACCAACAUUAACUGGCCCCCAGAGUUCUGCCCAGGUGUCCCAUGGAAGGGCCUUCAGAACAUCGACCCUGAAAAUGACCCCAACAUGACUCCCGGCAGCGUCCACAGCGGUCCCACCAUCAACACCAACAUCCAUGAUGUCAACCGAUACCUGCUGCGGGACCGGAAUGGAGGUAAACUCUCUGACAUGAAGUCCACCUGGUCCCAAGGGCCCAUCUCACAGAGCCAAGGCUCACUGUCCCAUGAGCUGUGGAAAGUCCCCCAGGGGCCACGCAGCUCUGUAGCUCCUUCCAGACCCCCACCAGGCCUCACUAACAGCAAGUCCUCCUCUACCUGGGGCGGCAACUCGCUGGGCCUGGCCCAAGGCUGGAGCAGCUCUUACACCUCCGAGGGAACCACCUGGAGUACUGACAGCCCCAACAGGACAAGCAGCUGGCUGGUGCUGAGGAAUCUCACUCCACAAAUUGAUGGUUCAACUCUGCGGACCCUGUGCAUGCAGCACGGCCCCCUGAUCACAUUCCACCUCAACCUGACCCAGGGAAACGCUGUGGUACGCUACAGCUCCAAGGAUGAGGCCGCCAAGGCCCAGAAGUCUCUGCACAUGUGCGUGCUUGGAAACACCACUAUCCUUGCGGAGUUUGCCGGCGAGGAGGAGGUGAACCGCUUCUUUGCACAAGGUCAGUCACUAGCGGCAAACACCUCUAGCUGGCAGGCCAACCCGGGAACCAAUCAAAACCGAAUGGGCGGAGCGCCGCAGUCCCACUCCAUUGGCCAGUGGAGCAGCGGUGGCAGCAAGAACAGCGGCAACGAUCUGCUGUGGGGCGGAGUGCCUCACUACUCCAGCCUUUGGGGACCGCCGGGCGGAGAGGACACCCGCGUGAUCGGGAGCCCUACCUCCAUCAACACCCUGCUGCCUGGAGAUCUACUGAGUGGGGAGUCCAUGUAGGAUGAUGCCACGAUACACUAACCGAUCGACCACCGGCUCAUGUAAGCCAAUCGGUGGUUGGUGAGGUGGCAAAAAAUACAAAACAAACAAAAAGAUUUAAGUGAACAGGAGCAAAACCCAAGCAAAUCAUGUGGCGAUAAUCAGUAUCAAUUUGAACUGUUUUGAACUGUGAAUUGUGAUUCAGAAGGAAGGGGGGUCCCUACCACAGACUGCAGACUCCACUCCUUCUGUUUUACUUUUAUCCUUCUUUUUUUAUUUCUUUCAUUUUUUUAUGGAAAAGCGGCAAGUUGUUUUCCUUUUAGUAUUUUUGAAAUGCGUCAUAUAAAAAACAAACUGAAACGAGACACAACACAAAGAAACCUUUUAAGUAUUUUUAGUUUUUCCAUAAGUGUACAUGACAUUCUGUGCGAAGUGUUUUUAGGAGAAGCAAUCAAAGCUGCCAUCUGAGACUUUCCUUUUCCCUCCAAAAAAAAGAAAACGAAUCAUCCCAAAAUAAGACUUAAAACGACCAUUCCCAGCAUGUCCAUGGCCAAUGAUGCGGUUCGAAGACCUUUACUAGUUAUGUUAACGUUGUUUUCUCAGCACUAAUAUUAGCCUUAAGUGCUCUCUGGCCCAGGUCCCAUGUUUGUUUUGUAGCUGAAGAAAUAGCUGAAAUCUUGCACAGUUUCACCUCUGAGCCAGCAAGUGGUACAGGACACAAUUGGUGACCAACUCUGUCACUGGGCAGUUAGAAGGCCUGGCCAUGUGACUGGCCCUACCAAUCAUCAGCUUAAUGUUUUAAUUUGUCUUCUCAAAGGAAUUGCUCAGCUAUUAAAUGUUCUUUUUUUUAUUAGGUUAAGACCCGAGCGCAUUUUUGAUAUCUGUCCCAACAUAUAAGCUGAGAGAAGAUUAUUCGUCAACCUUGUCUCUGUUUUCAUACAUGACCUGUGUAUGUCCGGUGGUGCCCAAUCACUGAUUGCGUCUGCGAGUCCAGAUCCUUCUGGUCACCUUCAACUGGGAACUCACUGGUUCUUUGUUGAAUUUUCAAUUAUCCAGUUUGUUAUGAAGCCCAGUGGUCUGAAUGAUCAGCAAGUUUUUUGGGGGGAAAAAUAUACAAUUUCACCUUCAUGACAGUUCAUUGUGCAAUAUACAUGAUAGACUUUUCUUCCGUCCAUACUCGAUGUCCACCAGAGCUGGUUUCUCUUAUAUUUUUAUUUUCUUUUUUUGAUUGUUGCUGAUUGCAGCAAAAGACUUUGGAACUCAAAAAGAAAUUAACACCUUACCCCCUUUUCACAACUUGGAUUCCCUCCAGGCCGCUAAUCCCCCUGAUACUGUUGGGUACACUCUGCAAAGAGGAAGAAGCAACUUUUGAACUGUGCAUACAGCCAACUGUACUGAAGAGUGAAACUGGGUACACACAUGCAUUCUUCCUCUCUGCAUGCCACAGCCACACCCAACAGAGACUGAAUCUACAGUGGGAUUGGAUAGUUCUGGGUAUCUGGCACAAUACCAAAUAAGAGGGGUUUCUCCUAAUGCAGUAAACCUACGAGUGUUCCUUGCGUUUGGUACUGUAUAAACAGAAGAGGCUAAGACUUUUAUAAAUUCAAAGGGUUUUAUCAUAGCACUUAUGAAGAGCAAAUCGCUUCAACUGCAAUCCAAUAAAUCAAAAAAAGGAGCAGCAAAAACAUAGAAAACAACAAAAAAAAACUCUGCUCUUUUAUGUACUGUAUCAACUUCUUGGAAAUGUGUCUGGCUUUGAUCUUCUGGUAGCAGGAUGAAGGGAAACAGAACUGAAAUGUACCAUUGGACUUUCGGUGGGGGGGGGAACUGCAGUCUACGAUUUUUUCCCCCCUCCCCUCUUUGAACUUUAUCAAAGUGAAUAUCACUGUCACUCCAAAUGUUUUCGCCUUGUUCUGUUUGGAGGCACAAGACAUGCAACGUCAGCUGUCUCUCGACGCCUGCUGGCCCGUCAAGCCAGCCGGUCGGUGGAUGAGUCCGAGUGGGGUGGGGAGGUGGAGGGUCCACUGAGUGCCUCUAUGUUGUGGUCCUCUGGGUGUCAAGCGGCAGCCCCACUUCCUCCCGGGCUCCACUUGACCAUCCCUCAGUCCGGCAAGAAAGCGGCUCCUCCAAGACUCGGCCAAUCACGGCUCUCUGCCACACACGUGCAGCAUCUCCAAUGGGGGGGCCCGCCACCACUCAACCCUGCUGUCAUCCUGCCCUCCCCCCUCAUCUCUCAGUUCUUUGACACAAAGAUCACUUUAGCUGGAAGAUGUAAUAGUCAUAUUUCUGGAGUUUUUGCCAGUGUACUCUUCUUCUUUUUUUUUGUUUGAAAAAAAAGGAUGAUUUGACAUGA
This is a messenger RNA of Limanda limanda (common dab), 8821 nucleotides long. RefSeq names its product trinucleotide repeat-containing gene 6C protein-like. Gene Ontology annotation, cellular component: nucleoplasm; P-body. The transcript is spliced from 22 exons. Gene Ontology annotation, biological process: miRNA-mediated post-transcriptional gene silencing; positive regulation of nuclear-transcribed mRNA poly(A) tail shortening. Bases 799 to 6489 code for a protein of 1896 amino acids. The record is from RefSeq and is a predicted model, not a curated record. Gene Ontology annotation, molecular function: RNA binding; protein binding. Lineage: Eukaryota; Metazoa; Chordata; Actinopteri; Pleuronectiformes; Pleuronectidae.